AUGGAUCCCUCCCCGGGGCCUGAUACGUCCGCUGACCAGUCUCGCGAUAACUCGACUGCUGCCUCGCCAACAGACACCCGACACCAGCCCUCGAGAUUCGAGUCCUAUUCGGGUUCUCGCGACGACGGCCUGUCCGAGAGCUUUCAGUCCUUUCAGUCCACCGAUACGGUGCGGAGACGCCCAGAAGCUGGCUACGGUUCCAUACAAGGCCAACCUUCCGCCUCCCAAUACUUCCCCGACUCCUCAGCUCACGACCGUUCCCAUUCUCGUUCCACCCAAGCUACAAGAUCUCCCAUGAUGGCUCCUGAACGCCCCAAAGCGAGUAAUCGACCGCGAAAGCCCCCCAUGACCCGUCGACCCUCGACGAACCCUUCUGCACCUCAUCGUGGUGAGGUUUUCUCCGUCGACGAUGACAUCUUCGAAGUCGAGGCCGACGCCGUCGGACGCCAACAAGAACAACAACGGGGGUACAGCACGCGCCGCCGGCCUCAGCUAGCGACCACCCUGUCCCGCGUCCAGUCCUCUAGAAGCGAGCACGGCGAUGAUGAGGACAACGAUGACGAGGCACCUCGUACACCGAGACCCGAGGACAUUGUCCCUGACCGCUCCGAGCACGACCCAUCAGUUCACGAAGAUGAGGAUGCGGAAGCCGAAGAUGACGGCGACGUCAGCGAUGCCGAGAGCUUCACGCUCAAGGAUCGUCAACAAGCCAUCAACGAAACCCAUCCUUUCGGUAUCAGGUUAUGGAAGCCUGCUCUGUACAAGAAAGACCGCUCCGUGCAGAAGAAUGCGGAAGGUGAUAUUCAUUCGUCGCCGGGCGGAAGGGUCAACAACUGGUUGUUGUUUUUUAACCUUUUGUGGACUUUGCUGUUUGGAUGGUGGAUGGCAACAUUCGCAGCCCUCGGUGCGAUCAUCUGCUUCUUGUUCGCGGCGACUGUUAGUGGCAGGGAGUACGGCAGAGUCCUUUGGGGACUUGCUAGCUAUCUUUUCUACCCCUUUGGCAAGUACGUGCGUUUGGAGCAGGACGACGCCUACCUGGACGAGGACCAAGGCGAGGGACGAAGCAUAUCCGAGUACGAGCAAUGGCAAAGCGGUGACUUGGAGUAUGGUCGACUGUUCUUCGGUCCGGACGGAUCGGAGCACAACCGAUCCAUCGUCGGCCGCUCACGGCGAAGCAUUGACUCGCAGCCGAGUGAGACUGACAGCCUGUUGGGCCGGACUCGACGCGGCGAGCGGAGUGAGACGCCCCCGAGACUCAAGCGCCGCUUGUUUGGACGAGGCGAGUGGAAUAUCGGAAGGAUCGUCUUCUUUCUGUUCUUCUAUCUGCUGCUCUCGCCCUCUCUCAUCCUGGUUUCCUUGAUCUGCUGGUUCUUGGUGUUUACCAUCCCCAUGGGCAAGGUUACUAUGCUGCUCUUCGACCACCUUCGGCGACAUCCUUUGGCGCUCUCAUUUGAAUCCGAUAUGGUUCUCGCCCGAAUCGCCGAUGCGCCUCACUCGUCCAUCCUGCUCUGCACCUACCGCGCUGUGGGCACCAAAUACUGGAAAUACACUAUCGACGGAACGAACGUUUUCCUCAUCAAUCUCAUGGGUGUGGUGUUCUUCGUCAUCUUCGACUGGCUUGUUCUCGACCGGAUCAUGGGCCUGCACAUCCUAAUCACCUCACCGGCGUUCCUCUUCAUCGCGGGCCUGUUCUCGAUCAUCCCCCUCGCCUACUUCAUCGGCCAGGCCGUUGCCUCGAUUUCUGCCCAGUCAUCCAUGGGAGUAGGUGCGGCCAUCAACGCCUUCUUCUCCACGAUUGUCGAAGUUUUUCUUUACUGCGUGGCUCUCAGCCAAGGCAAGGGCCAGCUUGUCGAAGGCAGUAUUGUUGGAAGUAUCUUCGCCGGUAUUCUCUUCCUUCCUGGCCUCUCCAUGUGCUUCGGUGCCAUCAAGCGCAAGACUCAGCGCUUCAAUGCGAGAUCCGCUGGUGUCACAUCCACCAUGCUUCUAUUUGCCGUCAUCGGCGCCUUUGGCCCUACCUUGUUCUACCAAAUCUACGGCACCCACGAGCUCAACUGCCUGGACUGCGUAAACCACAGCGGGAUCGGAGAGGGACUUUCCCCGGUUGGGGACGGUCGUGACUGCCGCAGGUGCUUCUUCUCUCAGACCCCAACUCUUGAUGACCGCUUUUACCUCGAGGCUGUCAGGCCGUUCUGCUACUUCUGCGCAACCCUUCUUUUCCUCUCUUACAUUGUGGGCCUCUGGUUCACUCUGAGGACUCACGCAGCUGUCAUCUGGAAUUCUGAGAUUGAUGAGAAGAAGCAUGAGGAAGCUCACGCACAUGCUCAUGCAGCUGCUAGACAAUCCGGACCUCACUCCUUUGCCGAGACCACUGGCACGUCCAUUGAUGUUCGCGAUUCUCACCUGUACAAGCGCAUACUUGGUCAGUCAUUGAAGCAGGUUGGCUUGAACGCCAAGGGCGAGGAUAUCUCGCGUCAAGGCUCUGUCUCUGGAUUGGGCCUCGCACCUGGAAAUGGCAGUGUUAGCAUUCCACAUGUGGUCCCACCCAAGUCGAGUGGUAGCGAUACCAUUCGCUCAGUCGUCCAUAUUCCAGGAUUUUCAGAGGCCGAGAACAAUGCCCUGGUCCGUGAAGUCGCUGAGAUGGCCGCCACCGCCGCUACCCUUGCUGCCCGCGAGCGCAUGCCUCGCAGAACUUCUAACCAGCCUGGAGCCUCUACUGCACCGACUACUCGGCCUCCGGCUUUGCGCACUGCAACACUCGCAGAGAACGAAGAUCUCGCUGCUGCCAGUGCCGCCCAAGUUCCUCACGGUGGGCAUGAUGCACCCAACUGGAGCCGAGGCAAGAGUGCUUUCAUUCUCAUGGGAGCCACAGUGCUUUAUGCCAUUAUUGCAGAGAUUCUUGUCGACACCGUAGAUGUUGUUUUGGAGGGCUUCGCUAUUGACGAGAAAUUCCUCGGCAUUACCCUUUUUGCCCUGGUUCCCAACACUACGGAAUUCUUGAACGCCAUCUCCUUCGCUAUGAACGGCAACAUUGCGCUGUCCAUGGAAAUUGGUUCUGCAUACGCUCUCCAAGUCUGCUUGUUGCAGGUACCGGCCCUCGUGCUGUACUCGGCUCUCUACGCUACCAGCAAUGGUGUUCAAGACAUCGGCAACCACACUUUCUCACUUCUGUUCCCCCAGUGGGACAUGGUUACUGUUAUCCUCUGUGUCUUCCUGCUCAGCUACAUGUACGGAGAAGGAAAGAGCAACUACUUCAAGGGUAGCAUUCUAUUGUUGAGCUACCUUGUAGUCAUCGUAGGCUACUACUUGUCUGGUUACACCGACGACAUCAUGAGUGUGAGCCGCUUUGAUAUCAUGGGUGCCGACGGGCAGUUUUCUUCAUUCAAGACCGUGGGUCGCAAGCGCAGCGGCGUUGCCUUCCAGGUCUAA
This is a messenger RNA of Colletotrichum aenigma, 3426 nucleotides long. RefSeq names its product Low affinity vacuolar monovalent cation/H(+) antiporter (gene VNX1). Gene Ontology annotation, cellular component: membrane; endomembrane system. Bases 1 to 3426 code for a protein of 1141 amino acids. The record is from RefSeq and is a predicted model, not a curated record. NCBI's taxonomy places the organism in Eukaryota, Fungi, Ascomycota, Sordariomycetes, Glomerellales, Glomerellaceae. The transcript has 3 exons. Gene Ontology annotation, molecular function: calcium:proton antiporter activity. Gene Ontology annotation, biological process: calcium ion transmembrane transport; intracellular calcium ion homeostasis.